CGCGCGGUUGCUAGGAGCCACGCUCGUAUAUACAGGAGCUUUAACGGCAGAGCAGCACGGGCUCUCCCCCGCCAUUUCCUCGUGUCGAGCCCUGGAAUGUCGAGUAGCGGCUCGGGCUCUUCCUCGCGGAAGGAGUUCGAUGUGAAACAAAUCCUCAGGAUCCGAUGGAGGUGGUUCGGUCACCCCUCGGUCCCUCCGCCUCAGUCCCCGCCGCUGGGAGACUACUUCGCGGGGAGGAGGGCGGGUGGCACCUCCGGAGAUGGACCUUCAGUAAGCGGCUCUAGCACAUCCAAUUCAGCCAGCGCGAACCCUAGCUCCGUGAGUCACAGCGGGCUGGUGGCCAGCGGCAGCGCCGGGUCUAACCUGUGUCACGGUGCCAACAGAAAGUUUGGUGAUCCGCCCGGGAGUCGGGGCGGUCCGGGUGGAGCGGCAGCAGGAGCCACGGGGAGCUCCUGUCCCCGGUCCUUCAGCCAGCCAGAGUGCAGGAGCCCCGCUUCCGCGCUGCCGUGGGUCUCUCCGCCGCCUCAUCGUCGCUCCCGUCCGGGUACGAGCAUGGAGCCUCCCGGAGAGGCUCCGGUGCUGCCGCUGGUACCCGAGCCACCCGUUCCUGUCAGCGUGGAGGAGGAGGCAGCAGCACUGGCAGCUUCGGGCACGGAGGAGAACAAUAACCACCUGGAAACCGACUCCAGCUCCUGCAGGACGUCCAACAGCAGCGCCACACUGUCCUCAUGCGUGUCGAUGGAGCCAUGUGCAUGUCCAGAGGAUUGUAUGUUCACGGCUCUGUCCCACGCCGAUGUCACCUUCCGCAAAAUGGAGGGCUACCUGGGGUCCCGGCAGCUGUGUGAUGUCACACUGGUGGCUGGAGAAAGACGGAUACCUGCACACAGGCUGGUCCUCUCAUCCGUGUCCGACUACUUUGCCGCCAUGUUCACCAGUGAUGUGAGGGAGGCCAAGCAGGACGAGGUGAAGAUGGAAGGAGUGGACCCUGAUGCAUUGUGGGCCCUGGUGCAGUAUGCAUACACAGGCCGUCUGGAGUUGAGGGAGGACACCAUUGAGUCCCUGCUGUCAGCCUCCUGCCUGCUGCAGCUGUCCUCUGUGGUUCAGGCCUGCUGUUCGUUCCUCGUGAAGCAGCUCCAUCCCUCCAACUGUCUGGGUAUCCGCUCCUACGCCGACGCUCAGGGCUGCAACGACCUUCAGAGGGCCGCUCACUCCUACACCAUGGAAAACUUUUUAGAGGUGGUAGGAGGCCAGGAGUUCCUGUUGCUCCCAUUGGACGAGAUGGAGAGGCUGCUCACCUCUGAGGACGUAAAUGUGUCAGACGAGGAAACCGUGGUAACCUCUUUGCUAACAUGGGUUAGUCACGACACCACCACACGAGAGCGCCACCUUCCUUCUCUGUUGGCACACAUCCGACUGCCGCUGCUGCAGCCACAGUUCUUGGCAGACCUGGAGUCCAACCCUCUGCUGCGGGACAGCAUGGAGUGCCAGCGGCUGCUGAUGGAGGGGAUGAAGUAUCACCUCUUGCCUCAGCGGCAGCCCCUGCUGCAGAGCCCCCGUACCCGACCCCGCAAAGCCACUGUGGGGGCCAUGUUCGCUGUGGGGGGCAUGGACGCCACAAAAGGUGCUACCAGUAUCGAGCAGUACUGUCUGCGUCAGGACACGUGGAGGCAGGUGGCCAUCAUGAGUGGACGGAGGCUGCAGUUUGGUGUAGCGGUCCUUGACGGCCGUCUCUACGUGGUGGGGGGCCGAGACGGACUCAAGACCCUCAACACUGUGGAGUGCUACAACCCGCACAGCAAAGCCUGGAGCGUCAUGCCUCCCAUGUCCACACACAGGCAUGGCCUAGGUGUAGCCGUCCUAGAGGGGCCCAUGUAUGCAGUAGGAGGACAUGAUGGCUGGAGCUACCUCAGCACAGUGGAAAGGUGGGACCCCCAAGCUCGCCAGUGGAGCUUUGUUGCAAGUAUGGCUACACCCAGAAGCACAGUGGGAGUAGCUGUACUCAAUGGAAAGCUGUACGCAGUCGGAGGUCGUGACGGCUCAUCCUGCCUGCGAUCAGUGGAAUGUUUCGACCCCCACACCAACAGGUGGAGUGCUUGUGCUCCUAUGGCUAAAAGGCGUGGAGGUGUGGGCGUGGCCACUUGGCACGGCUUCCUGUACGCCAUCGGGGGUCACGAUGCUCCGGCCUCAUCCCUCGCAUCUCGGCUCAGUGACUGUGUAGAGAGGUAUGACCCGCAGACAGAUGUGUGGACGGCAGUUGCCCCCAUGAGCAUCAGCAGAGACGCGGUUGGUGUUUGUCUCCUUGGCGACCGCCUCUACGCUGUGGGCGGUUAUGACGGCCAGGUGUAUCUCAAUACUGUAGAAGCGUACGACCCUCAGACAAACGAAUGGACACAGGUAGCACCUCUGUGUCUGGGAAGGGCAGGAGCAUGCGUGGUGGCCGUCAGACUCUGAAAACACAAACAUCAACACCCUAUGCUAGAUUGUGCAUGUGGCUCUGAGACCCUCAGUGUACCGCUAAUGGUCAAGAAAGCAUCUGCCUGCCAUCGUGUGACCAACGCCGGGAAGUAAGAGACUGAUGACACACUUCGGCGGAGUCAGAUUGAGCUGCCUUUCAUUCAUUUUAAUGUUUAUGUUUGGGUAAGCGUUAAAUCGUGUGUCAGGUUUCUGAAAACGUUUGGGAUUUGAACAUCCUGAUAACAUAUGCCACAGAAGUGAACCGCCAUCGACACCCAUGAUGAAGAGGAAUAUAGUGUUUAUCUGAGCAUGAAGGAACACCUGUCGUCUCGCAGCUUAUUUUCUUGCCUAUUAUUUUGUUCCUGCAGACAAGGCGGGACACACAUGCACAAAAACCUACAUGGUUGCUUUCAGCUUCUAUUUCUGCUGACAGAAAGGUGAGAGAGACAGAGAUAUUGUCAAGAGACUGUUCGCGAGGCCUGAUCCUUUUACGCUCUGGUUUCUCCUAACAAUAUCUGAUGCCGUGCAUUGAUGCUAUUUUAAUAUAGUCCCUAUUAUUUUAUGCUGCAGUCGGCGAGUUGCUCUCCUCUUUCAUUCCGUUUCCUGCCUGCUGACAGAUGAAAGAAAGACUUUUGACAUAAUCAGCACAAGCUUAUGAAGAGCCCUACUGUGAGAAACUGAUGCUGUGUUUCUUUUCAGUCAAAAACAUAUCAUAAUGCUUUUUUUCUAAUAUUUAUGUUUACGUCUUCCAUGUUGCAUCAGCUCACAUCUGGAGCAUACAGUAUACUGUGACAUCUAUUUUAUUGUAGCUUUUCUUACAAUCUACAAUGAUAUCAUAUCCGUUCUCAUAGUUGAGGUCCAUUUAGCACUGCUAUUAGGUUUAUAACCAGAGAAGUAAUAAUAAUACAAGUAACUGUGGCCAUUUGUUGAUCCCAUUUCCCACAGGGUUAGCUAUCUACAAACUUGGUUUCAUUCAGGGUCAGUAUAAGCUCGGUGUGUGUGUGUGUGUUCGUGUACAUGUGUUCUUUCAGAGAUUGCAAGAAGUAUAUUUUCAUCUCAAAAUGAGAAUCUUCCCCCCUCCCCUCUCCACAUCCUCAAUUCCCUGCUGUUUUCUCUUCCUCCCCAUUUUCCCAUUUCGUUGCCACACACACACACACACACACACACACACACACACACACACACACACACACACACACACACACACACACACUACGUUUUAGUGCAGAAUGGAUACCCAGACAAAAUGAACAACACAUCAUAUAAUGAAACCUUGAUCCAGCUGGUGCCAAUGUUUUGUUUGAUGUUGAGUUCAAAGCUAUUAUUAUAUUUGAUGCUGCUCUAUACAAAGUAUAAAAGAGACAAUGUGAAUACUGUGAAACAACCUCAUGUGUUCAUAUUUUUGCCCAUGCUUUUGUGAACUUGCAGGUUCAAUGCUGACACGUGCCACCAGCAUUUUGUGCUGUAUACUUAAUUUUAUAUUUUCUCCAUUAGGCUCAAUGUGUGUGUGUGUGUG
Messenger RNA from Trematomus bernacchii (emerald rockcod), 3970 nucleotides. RefSeq names its product kelch-like family member 5 (gene klhl5). NCBI's taxonomy places the organism in Eukaryota, Metazoa, Chordata, Actinopteri, Perciformes, Nototheniidae. The record is from RefSeq and is a predicted model, not a curated record. The transcript is spliced from 13 exons. Bases 97 to 2451 code for a protein of 784 amino acids. Gene Ontology annotation, molecular function: protein binding.